AUGGCAGUCGACGUGUUAAGGGUUUUGAACAGACGAUGUGGCAACGGAGGGAACCCGAUGGAUAUAUUGACUGAAAUUGAAACCACAAACUUCAUUGAUUUUAUGAACGGCGACGGCACGUCCGGUAUGGACGCUUGUUUCGCAGCCUUCGAUAAAAACUGUGAUGGGAGCUUAGAUUUAGAAGAAUUCAGGUUCCUUUGUCAGGCUUUGUUCCGAAACAACAAGGGCGAAACCUAUCAAGUUAUCGACACAGAACUCAGAGAUAUCUUCCAGAUUUUCGAUAUCAACAAUGACCAGAAAAUCGAUAGGAAAGAGUUUUCGUUUUGUUGGCACAAUUGGAUCAAAGUGAUCGUCCGUCCCAUAUCAGCGAUUCUAAUCAUCGACGUCCAGAACGAUUUCAUUUGCGGCACUUUGGACAUCAAGAAAUGCCCGGCCAAGCAAAACGCCGAAGAGGUCAUCCAGCCCAUCAAUAAGCUGCUGGACACCAUAGACUUCGACGCGACUUUUUACUCGUACGAUUGGCAUCCCAGCGAUCAUGUUUCGUUCAUCGAUAACAUCGGUUUGCGGAAAUUGCACGAAUCCAGCCCGCUGGCGGAUCCGGAGAAAGUGCAACUGUACGAUACCGUCGUCUUCGAUGGAGACCCGCCCAUACCGCAGAGGUUGUGGCCCAGGCACUGCGUGCAGAAUACUUGGGGCAGCGAACUGCACAAGGAUUUAAAGGUGGCUGAAAAUGCAAUUAAAAUAUACAAGGGUACUAAUCCUGAAGUUGAUUCUUAUUCUGCGUUUUGGGACAAUUCUAAAAUGACCGAUACCAAACUGGCUGCACAGCUCAGAAUGAGGAAUAUUACCGAUGUGUACGUUUGUGGUGUAGCGUAUGAUGUAUGUGUAGGAGCAACAGCAAUAGACGCAAUAUCCAGCGGAUUCCGCACGAUCCUCCUAGACGAUUGCUGCAGGGGCGUGGACCUUCUGGAUAUCGAAAAAACUAAAAAUACUGUGAUCAAGAACCACGGCGUUGUGGUCAAUUCGGAUAGAGUUAAAACAAUGGUGGAAGGGAACGACAGGCGACCCGAAUUGGGUUACAAAUUGGCGUUGAAUUUGAAAGAAAAACUCAACGCUAAAGCCGAGACAUAAUUUCCAAAGGAGUACUUAGAAGCAUUUAUUUUGUAAUUAUGUUAAUAGAGAAGAAAACAGAAGUUGUUGUAGAAUAAAGAUAUCUUAAAGGUAACUUAAAUGUUGGACAAUAUAAAUUAGGAGUUUGUAAUAGAUUAUUUAGCUUACUCGAGCUUUUUCUCUUACUAUAAAUUAUUGAUUCUUAAUGAAUCAGGACAGUUACAAUUUACAAUAGUAGAUACUUAUACACUGUGCUUCAUUCCAGAUCGCAACAUAGGUUAUAUAGGCUAUAGGUGCGAUAGAGACAACUUCCAUUAGACAUUUAUAAAGGAAAAAGAAAGAGUGACAUUUGUGUCGUUGCAACUUUUCAUUCUGACAACUGUUAUUUUAUUAAUCUUUCUUUGUUCAACUCAUAGAAAUGACUAUGUUACGGUCUGAAUUGAAGCAAUCUGUAUGUUAGGACCAUAACAAAUUUCCUUCAUUCUUUUCGAGCUCUACCAAAACGGGAAAUUUCCCACCAACUGGUUGACUCACCAAGUUCUAUACUGACCAUAUUAUAGAUACUACAAAGAUUAAGUUAAAAGCUUAUCAAUUUAGACUUUCAACAAAUGGUAAACAUUUCAAUAAUUUCUUGAAUUUUAAAAUAUUAGGUCAUUAGGUGUCUGUAGGCAAAUAUGUAAGUGCUAGUGAUGUGUGAAAUGCAAAAUUAACGUGAUAAUUAUUUUUAAUUCUAUCGAUAUAUUUUCAAUCAGCCCCGAAAUAGUGUUUUAAAACAAACUCUCGUUAAAUUUUUUGUCGCUUUUAUAAAUUAUUGAGUCCUCGAAAUAAUUAAAAUCGGAUUUAACGCGAUCCAACGUAUUAUUGCUUUAUUAUCGAACAAAACAAAUUAAACCGAAUAAAUUGUUUUGGCGAUGAAAAGGGGAAAUGCAUGUAGUUUUUCAAUCAAAAUUUGGGCGCACAAUGGAAAUGUAAUCAUUAAAUAUCAUGCCUGAAUGAAAGCAGCACUAACCUAAAUGUUAAACAAUAAAGACAUUAAGCGUUUACCCAAACAUAUUCCUGCCUAAAAUAAAGGGAAAUAGUUAUACUGCUAUAGGGCAGAUAGUUGAAAAGCAACGUAUAUUAAUAUGGUGAAAAUAAUUAUAGGUUGUUGAGUACCUAAUUAGUAUAGUAAUUAAUCUCAAAAGUGAUUAUAAAGUAUUAUUAAUGUAUAUAAUUUGUUAAUUAUAAUUUUCUUAGUCCGGAUAUCUGGAUGAGUACUCGUAGAAGUUGUGAAUAAUGUUAUAAAAUUU
Molecule: messenger RNA, 2399 nt
Organism: Phyllotreta striolata
Lineage: Eukaryota; Metazoa; Arthropoda; Insecta; Coleoptera; Chrysomelidae
Source: the annotation of a GenBank genome assembly